AUGCUUUCAUCUCCCUCCGCUUCCACCACCAAGGACAAUAUUGGAAACGAUGAUGAAGUGAGACCCUCAUCAUCCUCCAAUACAGCAUUGAAUGAUGAUGAUGAAUACGAUGACAUUUAUAUUAUCUUUGAUAUUCCCGAUUUUAAUCUUAUUGAAAAUUUACAUUUGGAAAAGUAUUCAAUCAUUGGCUUGGAGAGUGAAAGACCCAUCGUAAAAAUUGAUAAUUUCGUGUUUGAAGGAAGAUUUGAAACGUUACUUAUGGAUACUGCAUUGUGUGUUGAACAACAACAACAUUCAUCACAUCAUAACUCUGGUUCAUCUCCUCCUCAAACCAUCACAUCCAGACAAAUUUUGAGAUUGAAUCGAAUAUUGCUUGGACCUAAACUUGUGACUUCUUCAAGUAAUACAGCUACAACAACACCAACAAACAAUGUCUUAUAA
This is a messenger RNA of Naegleria fowleri, 441 nucleotides long. RefSeq lists its product as uncharacterized. Bases 1 to 441 code for a protein of 146 amino acids. The record is from RefSeq and is a predicted model, not a curated record. NCBI's taxonomy places the organism in Eukaryota, Heterolobosea, Eutetramitea, Acrasida, Naegleriidae. The transcript has a single exon.